AUGUACUCCCUCCGGCGGCUUCUCACGCCCAACUACGCCGUCAUCCCCGUCGGCGAGGCCGUGAUCCUGCGCGAGCCCUGGGCGCCGACGUGCGCGCUGCUCGUCGUCCCCGGCGGCGGCGACCUCGGCUACUGCCGUGUCCUCAACGGCGAGGGCAACCGCCGCAUCGCCGACUUUGUCCGCCGCGGCGGCGCCUACCUCGGCCUCUGCGCCGGCGGCUACUACGCCGCCCGCCGCUGCGAGUUUGAAGUCGGCCACGCGCCCCUCGAGGUGAUUGGCUCCCGCGAGCUCGGCUUCUUUCCCGGCACCUGCCGCGGCGCCGCCUUCAAGGGCUUCGCGUACGCGAGCGAGCAGGGCGCGCGCGCGGCCCGGCUCAGCCUCGCGGCCGACGUGGUGCGCGACAGGCUGCCGCCAGACAUGACUUGUUAUUAUAACGGAGGCGGCGUGUUUGUGGAUGCGGAGCAGCUGGCGGACAAAAAGGUGCAGGUGCUGGCGUCGUACUGCGAUGAGCUGGAUGUCGAGGGCGGCAGCGCUGCCAUUGUCCAGUGCAGUGUUGGCGACGGCAAGGCGAUUCUCUGCGGCACCCAUCCAGAAUUCGCCGCCGAGAUCCUCCACCGCCAUCCCGACGUCCCCGGCUACGACGAGCUCAUCGCUAGCCUCGCGCGGGACGACCGCACGCGGUCCGGCUUCUUAGGUCUGUGCCUCGAGCGCCUCGGCCUCGAGGUCAACAGCCAGGGCGGCACCGCGCCGCCGGUCCUCACCAGCCUCCACCUGUCCGCCGCGGACAGCGGCACGGUCAGUGAGCUCCUCUACGCGUGGCAGGACGUCAUUGACAGGGAGCACGGUCAAGACCUCCUCCGGGCCGAAGCCGACACCUUUCGGCUCCGCAGCAAGGAGGAGGGAGCCGCUUGGAACCUCAAAGAUUUGAAGGAGGCGCUGCCGGGCGGCGCCGGUGACGCCGCCCCGGAGCUCGACGCCCACGGCGUGCCCGACUACAAGACCGUGACCAAGGAUAUUGUGGCGCACGAGAAGCAGCUGCCGGAUGAGAAGCUCACGCCGCGCUUUAACCACAGACUCUUCUUUUCGAGCCUGCAGGCGUCGCAGUCCAUGGAGAAUGAUGCGCGACAAUGGGGCAACAUCCUACUCUACGGUGAUGUCGUUACGAGCACGAAUGUCCUUCUUGAAAAAAAUCCUAAACUUAUUGCAAAGUUGCCGUCGGGGUUUACGUUUACCGCCUCCACGCAGCUUGCCGGCCGCGGCCGCGGAACCAACGUCUGGGUCGCGCCGCCGGGCUCGCUCCUCUUCUCCGUCAUCAUCAACCACCCCGCCAACCUGGCCGCGUCCCGGCCGGUCGUCUUCAUCCAAUAUAUUGCCGCCAUUGCCGUCGUCGAAGCGAUCCAGUCGUACGGCCGCGGGUACGAGAACCUGCAAGUUAAGCUCAAGUGGCCCAACGACAUCUAUGCGCUGGACCCAAGAAAGCCUGCCUCGGAGAAAUCCUACGUCAAGAUUGGCGGUAUCCUUUCCCAGUGCGGGUACUACGACGGCAGCUACCAAAUCGUCCUCGGCAUCGGCAUCAACGCCGUGAACCCGCGCCCGACAACGUCCAUCUCGGACAUGCUCGGCGAGGGCGCCGCGCCGCUGCACCUCGAGACGCUGCUCGCGCGGGUGCUCGCGCGCACCGAGGCCGUGUACGCGCAGUUUCGCCGCGAGGGCUUCUCCAGGAACCUCGAGUCGCGGUACUACCGCCACUGGCUGCACACCGGCCAGGAGAUUACGCUCGAGGCCGAGGCGGGCACGCGGGCGAGGGUCUUGGGCAUCACCCGGGACUGGGGCAUGCUCCGCGUGGAAGAGACAGAUAGGGACGGCCGGGGGACGGGUCGCAUAUGGUCGUUGCAGAGCGACGAGAAUAGCUUUGACUAUUGGAAGGGUCUUGUACGGAGACGAGAGUAA
Molecule: messenger RNA, 1950 nt
Organism: Cordyceps militaris CM01
Lineage: Eukaryota; Fungi; Ascomycota; Sordariomycetes; Hypocreales; Cordycipitaceae
Product: biotin apo-protein ligase, putative
Exons: 4
Coding region: 1-1950 (649 amino acids)
Biological process (GO): protein modification process
Cellular component (GO): cytoplasm
Molecular function (GO): biotin--[biotin carboxyl-carrier protein] ligase activity
Source: RefSeq, a predicted model, not a curated record